AUGGGCUGGCAUCCAGAGACUGCAAUCAAUGCAUAUCUUGAUACAAUAAAGAUGAGGACGGAGAGAAAAUCCACAUUCUUGGAGAUUACUGAACCCCAGAGCAGCGAGUUCAUAUCAGCUUUGGCAGCGGGAAUGAAUGCACAGAAUAUUAUAGAAGUGUGCUCUUGUGCAGCAGCCUCCACUGUUGCGCUUGCAAAUGCUGCUCACCACACUGGGGGCCAUCUAGUCUGCAUUUUACCGGAGGAUGAAACCCUAACAGAGCUGCAGAAGACUAUAAAGGAACUGGGCUUGGAAGAUACUACAGAAUUUGUAAGAGGAGAUGCCCAACAUCUACUUCCCAUUUACAAAGAUAUAGAUUUUGCUGUUAUUGACUGCAAUACAAAAGACUAUGGAGGACUAUUUCAGCACUUGAAUGUAAAUCCCACUCGGGCUGUUGUGAUUGCUCAUAAAUUAUUUGAUAGAAAAGCCAACUUUGCGUUUCCGGAGGGCUUUAAGAGGAAGCUGGGAGCCCAAUCUACCACCCUCCCCAUCGGCAAAGGCAUAGAGAUCACCAGAAUCGGCAAUGCUAUUAUUCACAAAUGUACUUCGACAAAGACCAAGAUUCCAUAAGAGGCCUGCCAAAUGAAUGUAGUAAAAGAUUUGCAAUAUGUUUGUAUUUGGUGACAUAAUUGUAGAGAAGAGUCACCCCUUAUGCUCUCAUGUAAAUAUUGUAAUAUGUGCAUAGCUUCACACAUCACUUGUAAUAUCUUCUCAGGUAGAUUGUUGUAAAUUCCAGAUUUGCUUACUGUUUGAAGUCUUUCAACUAUUUUUUUGGUUGAGGGACUUGUAAGAAUAAGAAAAAGUGUCCGUAUACAUAAAAAGGUAGAUGUAUUAAAAGGUUGCAAGGAUUGUUUGCAGUGACAGGUUUCUUUAUUCAGAAGAAAUGCAAGCUGUCACAAGCGAGGA
Cryptomeria japonica (Japanese cedar) is the source of this 945-nucleotide messenger RNA. RefSeq lists its product as uncharacterized. The record is from RefSeq and is a predicted model, not a curated record. NCBI's taxonomy places the organism in Eukaryota, Viridiplantae, Streptophyta, Pinopsida, Cupressales, Cupressaceae. The coding region runs from base 1 to 609 and encodes 202 amino acids. The transcript is spliced from 2 exons.